Molecule: messenger RNA, 814 nt
Organism: Tuber aestivum (summer truffle)
Lineage: Eukaryota; Fungi; Ascomycota; Pezizomycetes; Pezizales; Tuberaceae
Source: the annotation of a GenBank genome assembly
GCCGGAAGUCAUGACACUAUCUCCAAUGGGAAAGAGCCAUCUAAAUAUCAGUACCUCCGAGCCUUCUACGGUGGGCGGUGGGUUCUGCUCCCGCGACAGGGCACCCGUUCGACAGACCCCCAUCGCAUCGGCUGCAAAGACCCCCAUGUUUUCCGGGAAUAAGGGGUCGGCACCCCAUCCAGAGGACUGGCGAGAGCGAGAGGCGAUAAUUCCGCUUUACGGGGUCCCAACGCCCACUGCGGGGGUCUACCCAAGCCACACCCGAAGUGCCAGUACCGUACUUGAGUACAGCUCGACGAACCAGAACACCUCCAACCAAGUAACUUCUGGGGCAGAUCCAGAUCACCUGCACUCGAGCACGGGCACUGUAUGGGCAGGCUACGGCAAAUCAUCUCCGCCCCUUGCUGCCGGGAGAGACCUUUGCGAAAAAAGGGGAGAAAGACUUGUUGGCACAGAGUGGAGGUUCCGGGAGCGCCUGUACCCGGGCAUGGUACUGCGGUGUCCACGCGCCAGAACACAUGUGUGAUUGUACCGUACAAGCACUGUACUUGUAUCGUACAGUACCAGUACAAUAUCAUAGUCAGAGAUACGGUAUCAAAGAAGUUUCUAUCUAGCCAUAAAUGUGUUGGUCAAGAAUUCGAGAGCCCUAUUUCUGUAAAUAUUCGGAAUUUCCCGCGAGGGGUCGGGCAGAGAAAGCGGUUCAGAAUAUGUAUGAUAUGAUACUCGCACGGCGCCCGCACCGCAGCCUUGAAUGGAACCCGAGGAAAAGGUUUGGGGCGGGGCAUAUCAGAAUAAAUUAUGUCGAUAUUUAACA